AUGGACCACAAGCCAGGCGCGGCCGUCCAUGAGCCGUUGCUCCCGUCGCCGUCGCCGCCGCCGCCGGGCAAGGCGGCGUCGGCGGAGGCGAAGCGGCUGAUGCGGCUGGCGGGGCCGAUCGUCGCCAGCUGCGUGCUGCAGAACGUCGUCAACAUGGCGUCCGUCAUGUUCGUUGGCCACCUCGGCGAGCUCCCCCUUGCCGGUGCUUCCUUCGCCACCUCCCUCGCCAAUGUCACGGGCUACAGCCUUCUCACCGGCAUGGCGACCGCGCUGGACACGCUUUGCGGCCAGGUGUUUGGCGCGCGGCAGCACCACCUCCUCGGCGUCUACAAGCAGCGCGCGAUGGUAGUGCUCGGGCUCGCCUGCGUCCCCAUCGCGCUCGUCUGGGCGUACGCUGGCCGGAUCCUGCUCUUCCUCGGCCAGGACCCGCAGAUCGCCGCGGAGGCCAGCGCGUACGCGCGGUGGCUCAUCCCGUCGCUCGCCGCCUACGUGCCGCUGCAGUGCCACGUCCGCUUCCUGCAGACGCAGAGCGUCGUCCUGCCCGUCACGGCCAGCUCCGGCGCCACGGCGCUCUGCCACCUGAUCGUCUGCUGGGCGCUGCUGUACAAGGCCGGCAUGGGCAGCAAGGGCGCCGCGCUCAGCAACGCCAUCAACCUCGUCAUACUGGCACUGUAUGUGAGGCUGUCGGCCGCGUGCAAGGACACAUGGAAUGGCUUCUCAUGGGAGGCGUUUAAGGACCUGUGGAGGUUCACCGAGAUUGCUUGGCCGUCUGCCAUGAUGAUCUGCUUGGAGUGGUGGUCGUUUGAAGUCCUUGUGCUGCUGUCCAGUCUUCUGCCAAAUCCUCAGCUGGAAACUUCAGUCCUAUCAAUUUGCCUAAACACUGGGGCUCUGCUCUACAUGAUACCAUUGGGGCUUACUUAUUCCAUAAGGUGCCCUUCCUCACAUAGCACUUCAGAAUCUGUGCAUAUUGAGCUUUUAAAAAGCCAAAAGUGA
Miscanthus lutarioriparius is the source of this 993-nucleotide messenger RNA. The record is from the annotation of a GenBank genome assembly. NCBI's taxonomy places the organism in Eukaryota, Viridiplantae, Streptophyta, Magnoliopsida, Poales, Poaceae.